AUGGUUCGAACUUACAAACGUAAAACAGAUGGGCCAACGUACAGCGAAGAAGAUCUUAAACAUGCCGUUAAACAUAUUGAAGUUGAAAAAUGGUCUUAUAGAAAAUCUGGUGCCCAUUUCAAAAUACCUUUAGGUGCUUUAUCAUCUCAUAUUUUAAAAUUACUGAAUACAAAUAUCGGACAUCCCACCGCUUUAGCAUGUGAAGAAGAACGAUAUUUAGUAGAUCUUAAAGCGAUGGAAGACCGAAUUAAAAAUUAUGUUUAG
Messenger RNA from Rotaria socialis, 264 nucleotides. NCBI's taxonomy places the organism in Eukaryota, Metazoa, Rotifera, Eurotatoria, Philodinida, Philodinidae. The record is from the annotation of a GenBank genome assembly.